Molecule: messenger RNA, 2208 nt
Organism: Didymosphaeria variabile
Lineage: Eukaryota; Fungi; Ascomycota; Dothideomycetes; Pleosporales; Didymosphaeriaceae
Exons: 5
Coding region: 1-2208 (735 amino acids)
Molecular function (GO): iron ion binding; heme binding; monooxygenase activity
Source: RefSeq, a predicted model, not a curated record
AUGGCGCUUCCCUCACCGUUCGUCGGCGCCCUCGUCGUGGGUUUUGUGACAGCUAUCUACACUUUCUCUAUCAAGCUCUACCGUGCUCGCAUGCUCCUCAUAAAUCGGCGUCGGCAGGGACUCCCUACAGCGCCAAACCACUCAUUUCUCUUUGGCCAUUUGCUCUACCUGAAGAGCGUACUCGAUCGUCAUCCAAAAGAUGCACAUUACCAAUUUGGGUUCGCCGCAAUUGCUCGGGAGAAGUUUGCUAGUGAAGGUGCCUUCUAUAUGGACCUGUGGCCAAUGAGUGGCCUAUUCCUUACCGUGACUUCGCCGAAAGUCGCGACUGAGAUCACGCAAACCAAUCCAAAACUCACGUCCGAUCGUCCUCAGCUCCUUCGCAGAUUCUUAAAGCCCAUCACUGGCGGUCUUACAAUUUUUGACCUCGACGAAAAAGACUGGAAGCCAUGGCGAGCAGUGUUCAACAAGGGAUUUCACAGCGAGCGUAUGUAUGGUCUUGUACCUAACAUGGUCGAGGAGGUCCAAGUCUUUGCCGGAGCCUUGCGUGAUCACGCAGCUAGGGAUCAGCUUUGCUUCUUGGACCCGAUUACUUUACGCUUCACCAUUGACAUGAUUGGGCGCUCUAUUAUGAAUACUUCAUUGCACGCACAAACCGGCUUCAACGAUCUCGCAGACGGCAUGCUCAGCCAGAUCCGCUGGCACAAUCCCAACGCUGAAAUCAACCCGUUCAGCCACUUCAAUUUCGUGCGCGCAUUCGUGCACUGGAAGAACCGUCGGCAGAUGGACAGGUAUAUCGGAGCUGAACUUGACAGGAGAUUUCAAGAGUACAAGAGCAAUGCUGAGAGUAGCGCAUCCAAGUCGGUCAUAGAUCUUGCGCUACAAGAAUACCUCAAAGGAUCCGAGAAACUCCCCGACAAGCUAGACCCCAGCUUCCGCGCUUUUGCAAUCCGUCAGAUCAAGCUGUUCAUCUUCGCGGGGUACGACUCAACCGGGAGCACGUUCUCCGUCACUCUCAGACGUCCUAUCCUCCAAACUCUGCGUGAAGAACACGACAAAGUACUAGGCUCUAACCCAGCGGCCGCAGCCUCCCGACUCGCGGUAGAGCCUCGCAUCAUAAACAACCUACCCUACACCCUUGCCGUGAUCAAAGAAGUGCUACGGCUCUUCCCACCUGCUGGCACUACGCGUGCGGGCAAGCCUGGUGUCAGCGUUACAGACGACGCCGGAAACGCGCUUCCCACCGAUGACGCCAUCCUCUGGAUUCUGCACGUGGAAAUGCACAACUCGCCGAAUUACUGGGUCCGAGCUGACGAGUUCUUGCCAGAACGCUGGUUGGCGUCACCGGAUGAUGAACUGUACCCUGCGCCUGGUGCGUGGCGGCCCUUUGAGCUGGGGCCGAGGAACUGUAUUGGUCAAGCGUUGGUGUUGAUUGAGCUGAGGGUCAUACUUGCUUGCCUGGUUAGGGAGUUCGAUAUUGUGCCGGCGUACGAUGAGUGGGAUAGGCGGCAUCCGACGGAAGGAGUGAAGUUGCUCCGUGGGAAUCCGAGCAUGCAGAAACAACGCCCUUGUGACAUCGAAUACCAAACUAACAACCAAAUCGCCACGCAACCCACCUCCCAACCCGCCAUCCGCGAAAUCCGCGCAUCCUACAACACGGAAUCCAUCACCGUCUACCAAGCCUACAACUCGACCAUCGCCUCCGCAGCAGUCACUGCCCAGAAACUAUCUGCCUCUCCGCUGUACAAGCCUGGCCGCACAACAUGGAUCAAGCCCUCAUGGUGCUGGAUGAUGUACCGCAGCGGCUACUCGUACAAAGACGCUAACCAAUCGUGCAUCCUCGCGCUCAAAAUGAAGCACGAGCAUUUCGCAACGCUGUUGAGGAGUGCCCUCGUCGCGGGUGAUCCGCGUGCCGCUAAAGAGGGCGGCGCGACUGUUGUGCAGUGGGAUCCCGAGCGGGGGGCGAGACUGGAGAAGUUGGGGUGGAGGAGUAUUCAGAUUGGGAUUAGGGGCGAGGUAAGGGAGAGGUGGAUUGAGGAGUGGAUUGGGAGUAUUGAGGAUGUUACUGAGGUUGCGAGGGGGAUGAAAAAGAAGGUGGAUGAGGAUGCAGAUGUUGGGGUUAAGGAGCUUGUUAGGACGGGGCUCGUGCCGGAGGAGAGGUUGUAUGCUGUUGAGAGGGGGAUUGUGGAGAGGCUUGGGAUGAGUGGGUAG